AUGGAUUUCAUCAAGACCAGUUCCCUGCGUGCUCUGAUUGAGUUAACUUUCCAACGCAACUGGAACGGCCUAAUUUGGAUGAGUAGAAAAGGAGUUAUAACCAAAAGAGUGAAGACUGUCCAGACGGCUCUAUCGAGAAUCAGCGCCCAACCGCGCAGUCCGGCUGGCCGAGGAACGAUGUUCCGCGCUCGGCCAAAACUCCACAACCGCCACGCCACGCCGCGCACGACCAGCGCGCGAGCCGGGAAAAAGCCUCGCGGCCGCGCAACUCGUCUCACGUACGCGCACGAACGCUCCGUCCGAGCCGGGAACUACGCCCGCGUCCGGCCGAGAAUUUCAUCGGCCAAACUCAUCCGUCCGACCACGCCGGCCGACCAUGAAUCCGUCCGGCCACGACCGUUCCGACUCGGCCACGACCCGACUGUCCGGCCGAUCGUCCCGACCGACCGUCCCAACGCCGCGGUCGACCCGAAGCCCGUUUUGAAGCCCGAUUUCAUAUUUUCAAGCCCGGCUUAA
This is a messenger RNA of Microthlaspi erraticum, 516 nucleotides long. The record is from the annotation of a GenBank genome assembly. NCBI's taxonomy places the organism in Eukaryota, Viridiplantae, Streptophyta, Magnoliopsida, Brassicales, Brassicaceae.